Molecule: messenger RNA, 762 nt
Organism: Hyposmocoma kahamanoa
Lineage: Eukaryota; Metazoa; Arthropoda; Insecta; Lepidoptera; Cosmopterigidae
Gene: Pburs
Product: partner of bursicon
Exons: 3
Coding region: 33-446 (137 amino acids)
Biological process (GO): G protein-coupled receptor signaling pathway
Cellular component (GO): bursicon neuropeptide hormone complex; extracellular region
Molecular function (GO): neuropeptide hormone activity; G protein-coupled receptor binding
Source: RefSeq, a predicted model, not a curated record
GCCUAUUAGGAUUCAGGACCUAAGAUUGCAAAAUGGCAUUGAAUAAUAGAUUACUUAUCUACAUUGUAGAAAUUGUAUUCUUUUUACUUAUCUCCUGCUCUGCUGACGACAACUGUGAAACGGUUCCAUCUGAAAUUCACGUUACUAAAGAGGAAUACGACGAUUUGGGGCGAUUAGUACGGUCAUGUAGCGGUGAAGUCAGUGUCAUCAAAUGUGAAGGAAUGUGCAACAGUCAAGUUCAACCAUCCGUUGUAACUUCUACAGGAUUUUUGAAGGAAUGUUUCUGUUGUCGAGAAAACUACUUACGUGAACGUAUAGUAACACUCACUCAUUGCUACGACCCGGAUGGUGUACGAUUAGAAGAUGAAGAUAAUGCUAUCAUGGAAAUAAAACUUAAGGAACCACACGAGUGCAAAUGUUAUAAAUGUGGUGACUUUAGCCGAUAGUACUGGAUGAAUAUUACCAACAAGUGUUAGGUAAUUACAUGUAUAAUACACUACACUUUCGACUGUAAAGAUAUAACCGUUACAAAACUGCAUGUCGUUGAUGAGCUUAGGUACAAUGGCAAUUAAGUAGAAAAAAAGUAAAAUAUAGAUAUUGUUUAUUGUGAACCUAACUGGUCAGGGUCUUGCAAAAUAUUAUAAAUAUACUACGUGAACAAAAGCAUUUGUUAUUAUUCAGAUAAGUACCUAUGUAGGAAAUGUAACUAUUUUUCCGGAUUUAAAUCGCGUAUAUUUGAUUUUUGAAACUAACCGACGUUUC